Messenger RNA from Cucurbita moschata (crookneck pumpkin), 1666 nucleotides. Its product is annotated as dihydropyrimidine dehydrogenase (NADP(+)), chloroplastic-like. NCBI's taxonomy places the organism in Eukaryota, Viridiplantae, Streptophyta, Magnoliopsida, Cucurbitales, Cucurbitaceae. The transcript has 7 exons. Gene Ontology annotation, molecular function: NADP binding; uracil binding; dihydropyrimidine dehydrogenase (NADP+) activity. The record is from RefSeq and is a predicted model, not a curated record. Gene Ontology annotation, biological process: thymine catabolic process; uracil catabolic process. The coding region runs from base 184 to 1458 and encodes 424 amino acids. Gene Ontology annotation, cellular component: cytoplasm.
UGAAUACGUUUAUAAAUCCAGAAGGAAAUUGACGAGGAUGAUUCUUCAUGCCCCACCUUUCCAGCUUUCUUGAUCGAAUAUUACAUCUCAGAUUGAGUUACCCAUCUUCUUCUUCUUCUUCUACAUCAUUUUUUUGUUCCAUUACAGGAUUUUCUGUUGCAGAGAGCUUGAAUUUCUUGAUCCAUGGCGUCGUUGGAUUUUACCCAGAUCAGAACUACAAACCCAAUGUCCGAGCUCGCGCUGAAUCGGUCUCGGAUGCGUUUGACUCGUCGAAAUAGAGUUGGGUUCAGAGUGGUCGCCGCCGGUGAAGGUCAGGCGGAGCCUGAUCUCAGUGUGACGGUUAAUGGGUUGCACAUGCCUAACCCGUUUGUAAUUGGGUCGGGUCCGCCGGGAACUAACUAUACGGUUAUGAAGAGGGCAUUUGAUGAAGGUUGGGGCGCUGUGAUCGCCAAAACUGUGUCACUAGAUGCAGCCAAAGUAAUAAAUGUAACGCCUAGAUAUGCCCGGCUUCGAGCAGAUUCAAACGGCUCUGCAAAAGGGCAGAUCAUUGGGUGGGAGAACAUUGAAUUGAUAAGCGACAGACCCCUUGAAACUAUGUUGAAAGAGUUUAAGCAAUUGAAGGAGGAGUAUCCUGAUAGGAUUCUCAUUGCUUCAAUAAUGGAGGAGUAUAACAAAGCUGCUUGGGAAGAACUUAUCGAUCGAGUCGAACAAACCGGAGUUGAUGCAUUUGAAAUCAAUUUCUCGUGCCCUCACGGCAUGCCCGAACGGAGAAUGGGUGCUGCGGUCGGGCAAGAUUGUGCGCUUUUGGAAGAGGUUUGUGGAUGGAUAAAUGCUAAAGCUACAAUCCCUGUCUGGGCUAAAAUGACUCCCAAUAUCACUGAUAUUUCACAGCCUGCUCGGGUGGCUCUGAAAUCGGGAUGCGAGGGGAUAGCGGCUAUCAACACGAUCAUGAGUGUAAUGGGAAUCGAUCUCAAGACGUUACGCCCCGAGCCUUGUGUUGAGGGGUACUCAACUCCAGGAGGCUACUCUUCCAAGGCAGUUCAUCCUAUUGCUCUUGGUAAAGUGUUGAACAUCGCAAAAAUGAUGAAGGCGGAAUUUAAUGAUGGAGACUACUCUCUUUCUGGCAUUGGAGGUGUCGAAACCGGUGGAGAUGCUGCCGAGUUUAUUCUACUCGGAGCAAACACUGUUCAGGUGUGCACGGGAGUGAUGAUGCAUGGUUAUGGCCUCGUUAAGAAACUCUGUGCUGAGCUGAAGGACUUCAUGAAACUCCACAACUUCUCAUCCAUUGAAGAUUUCAGAGGGGCUUCCCUUCCAUACUUCACGACGCACACGGAUUUGGUUCGGAGGCAGCGGGAAGCAAUCGAGCAGAGAAAAGCUGUGAAGAAGGGUCUGCAAUCUGAUAAAGAUUGGACUGGCGAUGGCUUUGUCAAGGAAACUGAGAGUAUGGUUUCAAACUGAAGGGCUUAAUACAGUACAUGGAUCAAGCCUUUGCUUUGGCUUGGCAGUAGAAAUAACUCAGAAUCGUGUCUUUGUUGCAUCCGAGUUCAGUUUCUUUUGUUCUUUCUUUCUCCUUCCCUCGAAUAAGUGUAUCAUUACAGAACAGUUUUCAUUUCGUAUGAUUGUGUAUGUGAAGGAAUAUUAGCAAGAAAUUCCUUUCCAAGAUCAA